CAGAAGGAAAUAGGGCCGGAUAUUGAACAACCUAAUUCUCUAUUAUGUCCUUUUUGGAAUCCCUUUCAGGAGUUGUUUAUUUCUCAUAUAUCCCAGGCUGCCCUUGCUACGUUGUCGAAAAUUCCUGAUUUUCCCUUUUCCACUUUUCCAAGUGCUGGAGUGACCGCCACAGUGAGUGCAGUUCCCAAGUAGUCUUUUGACUUCUCGGGCCUCCGUCUUACCUGAGGAGCCCCGCCCAUCCACCGCGGAUGUCCGCUGCCAUGGCGACCCUGCUGCUUCGCUCCCAGCGCCUCCACCGCAGUCUCCGGCACCGUACGCGGCCAACUGUAGAUGUGCUCCUCAGGGCCGCGAGCCAUGGCGCCCGCCUGCUGUACCCAGACCACAUCCCUACUACGCCGCUGCAGAAGAUGCUGCUGGCCGCCGGCGCGGCGGGAAUGGCGCUCUACAAUCCCUAUCGCCACGACAUGGUUGCAGUUCUAGGGGAGACCACAGGAUGCCACACCCUGAAAUUCCUCAGGGACCAGAUGAAGAAGGAUCCAGAGGGUGCCCAGAUUCUGCAAGAGCGUCCCCGAAUCUCACUGUCUACCCUCGAUCUAAGUAAGCUCCAGAGCCUGCCUGAAGGCUCUCUGGGCCGUGAGUAUCUGCGCUUCCUGAAUGCGAAUAAAGUCUCUCCAGAUACACGAGCACCUACACGCUUUGUGGACGAUGAAGAACUAGCCUAUGUGAUCCAGAGAUACCGUGAGGUGCAUGAUAUGCUCCACACCCUGCUGGGGAUGCCCACCAACAUGCUCGGAGAAGUUGUGGUAAAGUGGUUUGAGGCUGUGCAGACUGGCCUUCCCAUGUGCAUCCUGGGAGCACUCUUCGGACCCGUCCGUCUCCGUGCUCAGAGCCUCCAGGUGCUUUUCUCAGAGCUGAUCCCUUGGGCGAUUCAGAACGGGCGCAGGGCCCCAUGUGUCCUCAACAUCUACUAUGAACAGCGUUGGGAGCAGCCCCUGACAGCCCUACGGGAGGAGCUGGGCAUCAGUCCUCCCCCAAAACACAUCCAGGGCCUGGCCUAGCCUUAGCUGCCUCCCAGGGAGGAUGGAGCCUUCCUUUCCACACACUGCCUUCCUGGAGACAAAAGAGCCCUUGGCUGCUUGUGUUUCUUCUCAUUGAACCUUGAACUCAGAGUGUCACUUAUCAUAAUUUUUAUAGUCACUGCUGCCAUGUGCCUUGAGGGCCUGCCCAGGAAAGAGAGGUAGGGCAGUGAGGCCCCAGGGUGCUGUAAGCUAUCUGGAGAGAGCAGUACGUGUGCCUGGAGCAGCCAUCUUGGAUCAGUCGGGAUUGCUCAGGUCUGAGGCCCCUCUUCUGGACGGUGAUUCAGGCUCUCUUUGAAAGCUUGACUACUUACUACAUCAUGUUGCAAAGCACUGAACCAAGUGGUGGGAAAGAGAAGGCAUCUCUGGUGUCUGAAUAAAGCUUCCAUCAGGCCUAGAGUCAGCUGGUCAUCCUUGGCCUAGCUCCCUUUACCUCAGGUACUGGUGAGGGGAAUUUCGUCUCAACUGGACUCCAGUUGGUUGUCACUGUCAUUGGGUCUGAAGGCAAGCAGUCUACGAAUCAAGUCCCCAGCCAACAAGAAAUAAGUCCCUUCUAUUUCUAGUUUUUUGUUUUUUUUUUUUUUUUUUUUGGGGGGAGCUGGGGACUGAACCCAGGGCCUUGUGCUUGCUAGGCAAGCGCUCUACCACUGAGCUAAAUCCCCAACCCGUCCCUUCUAUUUCUAAGCCAGACUUUUGAUAUCAGCUAAGGAAUAGUGACAGUGCCUUUGGGUCAGCAGUGAAGGUACUUCAUGCUGACAUGAUUCCAAUCCCCAGGAUCCACAUGGUAGAAAGAUAGUGGUCUCUCACAAGUUGUCUACCAACAUCUGCAUGCACUACACACAUGUCCGCACACAGAGAUACACAAAAUGAAACUUCAAAACCGGAACAAAACAAAGUAGGGCUUAUGAGAUGCCUUACAAAUGUAAAAGUCACCAAGCCGGAAGACCUGACUUCUGGCUCCAAGACACACAGAGUGGAAGGUGAGAAACAGUUUCCGCAAGUUGUCCUGAGCAGCACAAAUGUGCUGUGGUGUGCACGCACUCAUACGUGUGCAAAAUAAAAUAAAACUAUCCAAAAUGAUGGGCUAGGGAGAUGUCUCAGCAGCUAAGAACUCUUAAACAGGACCUGGUUUAAUUCCCGGCAGCCACAUGGUGAUUCAUAACUACUCUUAACUCCAGUGCUGGGAUCUAAUGCUGCUUCUGAGCUCUGGUCCCAGGCACACUGGUGGUGCUUAUAAAUACACGCCCACAAAUGUUCAUCCACAUAAAUAAAUCUUGUAAAAACUACAGUGAAGCAUUGGAGCUACAGCUCCUUGGUAGAGCACUUGUCUAUCCUGCAUGAGGUCCUGGGUUUGAGCUCCAGCACCACAGGUACAUGCAUGACACGCCUGUCUGUGCUUGGGCACCCAGGCUCCUGGGCCAGCCUUGCCCAUCACUGAUCUGCUCUGCUCCCUUGAAGCAGUCUUACUUCCUGAACAUGUGUUUCCUGGCCUUGAAAUGAGUGUGGACUGCCUACUGCCCAUAAGAGGGACAUGGCACGGUAAGAUGGCACUUGGUGAUACCUGUUGGUACAUCAUGACACUUAGGAAAUAGAAGUUAUCAUUGCCCAGGAAGGGCUAUGGAGAGCUCACCACCAGCAAAGUCAGGCCAAAGUAGUAAGACCGUCACAGCUCACAGCUGCUCUGGCCAACAGGACAAUGCGUAUGAGGUAAGCAUUUGGAUGUGGUUGAGGGACACUCAGCCUGCCAGAUCUAAAGACUUAGCAAAGCAACAUCUUUUAUCUCAGCACUCAGGAGGCAAGGGCAGGCAGUUCUCUGAGUUCGAGAUCUCUGAGAUCAGGCUAGCCUGAUCUACAGUCUGAGUUUCAGGACAGCCAGAGCUACACAGAGAAACCUUAUCUCAAAAGGAGGCCGGCGGGGAAGGGGAGGAUUGCUGAAGAGAUGGCUCAGAGGUUAAGAUUGCUGACUUCUCUUCCAGGGGUCCUGAGUUCAGCAACUACGGGGAGGCUCACAACCAUCUGUAAUGGGAUCUGAUACCUUCUGAUGUGUCUGAAGGCAGCUACGGUGUACUCACAAACAUAAAAUAAACAGUUUUAAAAAGUA
Messenger RNA from Rattus norvegicus (Norway rat), 3177 nucleotides. NCBI's taxonomy places the organism in Eukaryota, Metazoa, Chordata, Mammalia, Rodentia, Muridae. The record is from RefSeq and is a predicted model, not a curated record.